AGAGGCGUUUCGAACAACUUAUUUACGCUUCCUUGAUUUGUGUUUACUAUCACUAUUUUCAAUGAAGUGAUUGUAACAAGAAUUUUCUAAAUCAUUUCGUUCGAAAACAAAAUUCUGCUGUUAUGCUUAAGAGAUUAUAGCAAACUGAAUCGUCAUCAUUAAUCUGACUAAUUUACACAAUAACUUGAAGAUGAUUUGCUGGAUACAGUCAUCACAAUUUUGACAUAAUGAAUCUCUCUCUUGUCCUUUUUGCCUGUCUAAUUUUAUUCAUUGAACGUCAAUGUCUAGUCACUGCCCAAAACAAUGGUGACGAUAGUUCAAGUCCAUUUCGUUGGUUUAAACCAGACAAUUUUGAUAUUAUUUCACGUAAAAUGGAUCAAGCCAAUCCAAAUAAUUGUGAAACAAUGUCUGAAGCUGAUUUACGCUUACCACCAACGUCACUCAGCCAGAUACCACAAUAUAAUGAAAUCCCAAUGAGACAGUGGUUUACAAAUCGCUCAAAACUGCUACAUCUACACAAUUUAGCAUUAAACCGUGCAUUUUUCUAUAGUUAUAUUUUGCAGAGGCUAGAUCACCCAACCAGAGAUCCUCAGUAUUUACCAUCAUUAAUGUAUUAUUAUCUGUCCUCAUCAGCCGAUAUAUCUUCAGGUCCCAAUGUCAUAAAUAUAAGUGGUGUAUUUAUGGAUACGAACACAACGUACGCAAAUUGGUAUGAACUCAAAGAUAUUAACAAGACCUUACCGUUAUUCGCACCAUUAGCCAGACGGUUAGAUAACUGGAAUGAUGAAAUGAAUUUUUUGAGAAUACCAACUAAUGCUACAAUUGAACCCACGUCUUAUUGUUUAACAUAUUCUAAACAUCAGAUAACUGAUCUUGGAGCUGGCCCAAAUAAUAAUUAUACAGCAUCAUGGUAUAAAAAUAACCCAUAUAUACGUGAUCGUGAAAUGGGUAUAGACUUUAUUCCUGAUAGACGUGGUACAGCACCUAGUAAAAACCAAUACACUACAAAAAUACAACUUGCAACUAUAAGCGGUGAUCCAAUAGAAAAGUUGGAGAAUACCAAAUUCUAUGGUCCAAAUGCUCCAGGUGUUAAAGAAACUUUUCUACCUGUUCGAUUUACUCGUCCUUAUUAUGAUUGUGGGGGAACAAAUCGAUGGAUUGUAAGUUCUGUUGCAGCACUGACAGAUUUUAUGCCACGUUACUCAAAUAUUACCAGACUGCGAGGACCAAGAAUGAUUGGUGUUGUUGUACAAAGUAUGGACUUUUACCGAAUUGAUUUUAAUCCUUGCCCGCCAGGAUUGGGAAAUCCAAAUCAUUAUUUGGCUGGAAUCGCUCGAUGCAAACCAACAACUUUGUGUGUACCUCUUCCGGGUUUUGGUUUUAAACGAGGUGGUUAUCAAUGUGUUUGUCAACCAGGACAUCGUUUACCAUAUGAACAAAAUGGACCAUUUCGUGGUGUUGAUAUUGAAGCGGCAACUGAAGAAGAAUAUCGUAAUAAUUUUGAUUGUAUUCCAGUUGGUUGGCGUGAAGUUAUACCUGAAGAAACUGGUAUGAAAAAUAAUUUAGAAAGAUUUCGUCGUUCAAUAGGUCAACAAACAAGUACAUUAUGGAAUAGAUUUAAAGAUCCAUCGGUUCAUUUAUUGAACAUGAUAUUAACAACAUUUGGAUCAUUCAAGCAGAAUAUCUUCCCAACACCACCAAAAUUAGAUGAAUCACUAUUAAUCAAUGAAAUAUCGGAUAAACCAUUUAAAACAACUAAUUUAGAUGAUCAACCAUUAGAUCGUCUUGUUCCUGGAUAUCGAUCAGUCUCACAUUUGCUACCAUUGGAACAAAACGAUUUUAAUUUAACGUAUACAGAAGAUGUUUAUGAAGAUGGAUUUUUUGACAAUGAUACUUAUAUACUUAUCAAUAAACCAAGUAAUAUAGAUAGUAAGGAUCAGUCAAAUAACAUCAAGAAACGUGUACGACGAAAUGUUGAUACACCAUUUUAUACAGUUGGAGUUGGUACAGUAUUUGAUGCAGACAGGUAUUUUGAAGUUCAACGUUUAAUUGCACAUGUACGCAAAGUGACUAGUCAAAAUUGUCAUCUAAUGACAGCGGAUCAAUUAAUUUUACCAGGAGAAGUUAGUUAUGGUGUUGAGAAACAAUUUGAAAUGGUUGGAAGAACAGCUCUACGUUUAUCACAUUUUCUAAGUGCUUAUUAUCAAAAUAAUGUUGUUGGUGAACUUUACGGAAGUUUAAAAACUGGUUUUCCAAUUAAUCGUUUUCAAUUAUUUGGUGAAGUUUUUGCCAAUGUUUUAUCAAAUUUUGAUAUUGUAUCAAGUGGAAUAUUUUUCGAUUAUCAAAUGUUUACUGAUCAUGAUGGUACAACAUGGGAUCUAUUUGCUCCAUAUGCGUAUAAACCACUCUUGGCAACCCAAGCAGCUGAGGCAAUUGAUAUGAGUAUAAAUGCCUAUCGAGACUAUACAGAAAAACCAUGGUUUCGAACAUUGAAGGUAUGAUUGUUAUUAAGCUAGAUAUUUUAUUUAAACAGCUUCGUCAAAUUUCUUAAAAAUAUGAUUUGUUUUAUGUUAGGGAAAAACACUGCUACAUAUUUCUCAAGGUUGGAUAAUUCUUGAUCGAUAUCAUGUACUGUAUUGCUAGUUGGAUCAGAGACAAAUUUCAAGAUUUUACACAUUAACCAAGGUCUGAACACAUAUUGGUUCUAGAGUCUUCCUAACCCAGUGACCAAUCAAAAGACUAUGAUAAGAAGUAGAUUUGUUCUCUAUAGUAUUCAAUUCAAUCAUGACUAAAAAGGCAUACAAUUAUAUACUGAAGAUCCCUGAACACACAGCACACCAAAUAGGAAAUCCAAAUUGAAGCAAAUCCAUAAGUCGUAGAGGGCGAAACAAACAAUACAUAAUUAGUUCAUAUUAAUCAAGCGAUGGUUAAAUGUAUAACAAUGGUGAAUAGGUCCACUGAUAGCUUACAAUAUAAAUAAUAAAAAUCCGGAAAAUACCUCCAAUAGUUUCAAUUUUCUGAAAUAUUUGUCCUGUUCAGUAAUAUUCACGAUAACGAGAUAGAAAGACAGUAAAUACUUCAGUUCAUUUUUCUAGGAUUGUAUAAUUUGACAAAUAUUAUGGUUGUUUAUUUACUUAAAUUAUCGUUAGAAAUUAUUGACAGAAAAAGAAGCCGAUCCUCAUCGCUUUAAUUUUAUCCGACCUUCGAGGAAAAAUCGUUCAACACCUAAUUCAUAUAUAUGGUCUUUUACUAUUGAACACAAAAUAUGACAUACUACGACAUUUGGUCUACUAUAACUUCUUCUUUGACUAAGUAAUCUCUGAUCUUCCAAAAAAUAUACCGGUAAUUUAAUUGACUAACAAUUAGACGAAUGCGUUUUGUUAUAAUUAUUCUCAAUACAAUUUUCUGAUUAAUUCAGUUUCAAUUCCCGAACCAUUAGCCUGCAGUUAUCUAGUAUUGUUUAUAUGAAACAUUGCCUACUGAUAAUUUCUUUAAAUACAAACACACAGAAACUAGGUAUAUUAUUGCUUUCAUUUUUAAUAACUUGAUCUACUUCUGUUACUCCGUAAUUAAUAUAUUUCUAAUAAUUGUUUUUAGUAAUCAUCAUUAAUUACCUGUCGAAAAACAGAUUACAUUUCUCAGUUAUCACUACUUAUAAUGCGUGUAUUAAUGUUUGUCUUCAGAUAAUUUUCAGAAUAGUAAUAAACCUGAGGACACCCAUCGUGUAUGAAUAGUUAGUGGACACUAUGAACAGCCGCUUCACAUUAUAUGUAUAUACAAUACUUUUAUGAAUUAAACUUUCUCACCUUAGACAAAGUAGAUUUUUGAGAUAACUGGGCGCCGAAACCAUUAGUAGUCAAAAAUGCUGUAAAUACUUUGUCCUCCAUAUUGUUGUCAUUGCACCGUAUUUAUGAAUUAACUAUACAUAAUAUCCUCAUUAACGACGGAAAAACCUAAUUGAUAUCACUGUUAUUAUCAGAAUUAUAGACUAGUUCACAUGUGAUAUGCUAAUUGUAAAACAAAUAUGUUGCCAUUUUAUUUUUCUUUACAUGACUGUUGUCAGGCAACUCAAGAUGUGUUUUUUUUUUCACUUUAGAUUGACGUAAUUCAGUGAAAAAUGUAGUUGAACAGCAUAAAUAUCAGACAUAUUAUUAAAUUAAAUAAAUGAGACAUUGAACAGUCACUUCAUCUGUUUAAAACUGUGCCACAAUAGUUUCCGUUAAGUGACGUUGAACUCUUCACAGUAUUGAAAUUCUUUCAAAUCUAUUUACAUGCUUGUAAAGCAUUUGAAUAUGUCACUUUAAAUAUUGAAAUAGAGUGUUAUAAAUUAAUGCACUGUAAAUCACUUUAAAGAUAAUUUCCUUGAUACUCUAACCUCAUAUAGAGAACCACUGAAUGUCACUUAUUGCUAGUUUAAAGUCUCUUCUUGUUUAUAUUCUUUACUGAGUUUUAGUAAGAGAUGAAAACCGAUUUUAUCUAGAAUAAUCCUCAAAAUACUCUAAUCUCAGUGAUAAGAACUAUGUGCUCAUUAAGGAUAAGCAUCAAGAUCAAUAUUAUUGAGUGAUGGUUAUAGUGUUUUUGCAAGUAAACCUAAUAAAUAAAGUAUUACACCUUCACCUGAGAAACAUAAUAGACCUUAGUUUUAUACAGUGGCAAAUUUCACAAGUGCACUACUGAGUAGUUUGAAACUUAAAACAAAGUAAUUAUCCAGUAUUCUCUGGUUUUUAUUAGAUUUAUUAGUUAAAUCAGUUUAGUAUACAAGUAGCGUAUAAAAUCUAACAUUAUUACCCAUAAAUAUUCGAAAUGGGGAAUCCUACUGGUUUAGUUUAAAUUACUUGGGAUAAAAUACCUGCUUACAUAUGUGGAUGAUACAUUAGCAGAGUUUCCGUCAAUGAUAGGAAAUUUCUUGGAUUUAUUCCUAUCUUUUACGUUACAUACGAACUUCUUGAUAGUUAACUAAUUAAAUGUAUUCUUUGAAAAGAUAAUUGAUUCACAUAAAAACAUUUAUUUUAUUUCAUCUGUAAAAGAAAUGAAUAUCAUUGGUAAUAUGAUGAUAGGUAACAUGAAUUCUACCUAUUUACCUACCUACCUACCUACCUACUUACAUUCAGUUUAACUGAAUAGGAA
Messenger RNA from Schistosoma curassoni, 5127 nucleotides. Lineage: Eukaryota; Metazoa; Platyhelminthes; Trematoda; Strigeidida; Schistosomatidae. The record is from the annotation of a GenBank genome assembly.